Messenger RNA from Dama dama (fallow deer), 821 nucleotides. It is a transcript of the gene CRYGN, whose product is annotated as crystallin gamma N. Gene Ontology annotation, biological process: lens development in camera-type eye; visual perception. The record is from RefSeq and is a predicted model, not a curated record. The transcript is spliced from 5 exons. The coding region runs from base 1 to 738 and encodes 245 amino acids. Gene Ontology annotation, molecular function: structural constituent of eye lens. Lineage: Eukaryota; Metazoa; Chordata; Mammalia; Artiodactyla; Cervidae.
AUGGCGCAGCGCUCCGGGAAGAGCGACACCCUGACAGCGGCAGAGGCAGAGGGAGAGAGGAGAAAUGAGGAGUUCUCAGAGCUUCUGAGUCCCCACACGUCCCUUUGGCCAAAGCCUGUGGCUUCACUUAACGCCGAGGGGCCCAGAGAGGCAGUCGUACCAUCAGUGACAGCACACAUACAUGACGACUGCCGUCACUCGGCCCAGAUCACGCUCUACGAGGGCAAGCACUUCACAGGCAGGAAGCUGGAGGUCUUCGGGGACUGUGACAACUUCCAGGAUCGAGGCUUCAUGAACCGGGUGAACUCGGUCCGCGUGGAGAGUGGGGCCUGGGUCUGCUUCGACCACCCUGACUUCCGGGGCCAGCAGUUCAUCCUGGAGCGCGGCGACUAUCCCGACUUCUACCGCUGGAACGGCCACAACGACCACAUGGGCUCCUGUCGGCCCGUGAGGAUGCACGGGGAACACUUCCGCCUAGAAAUCUUCGAGGGCUGCAAUUUCACGGGCCAGUGCCUGGAGUUCGAGGAAGACUGUCCCUUCCUUCAGAGUCGGGGCUGGACCAAGAACUGUGUCAACGCCAUCAAGGCGUACGGGGACGGAGCGUGGGUUCUCUACGAGGAGCCCAACUACCGGGGCCGCAUGUACCUGGUGGAGAGGGGCGACUUCCGCAGCUUCUCCGACUGGGAGGCCCACAGCGCGCGCGUCCAGUCCCUCCGCAGGGUGGCCAACUUCUUCUAACUGCCCACCCACCCACCUGCCCACCGAGGUCUGGCCGCAACCAGGAGCCACUCCCCCAAGGAGAAGGCCAGUCCCCUCUGCCC